AUGAGUCAUUAGAAUGCAAAAAACUUAAGAGAUUUACUUAUAAAAUAAUAACUUAAUAGUAAAAUUAAAUUUAAAGGGGAACCUGUUAAUAAAAUUCAACUAAAUAUUAAGUAAUCAGGUAAUUGGGAUAAAAAAGUAGAUAUAACCUAAUGUUAUUGUAAUUAAAAGAACUGCAAUAUUUGUGGAAAGAAAAGAGUUGUAAUUAAUGCAUCACCUUUACUUAAGGUAAAGGUAAGCACAAAAAACCAAGUAUGCGAACCUGAUAGUAAAAGAGAGUUCAAAGUCACUAGCUCAGUUUCAGCACAUCAAUCCCCUAAUCGUGAAAAACAAUAUCAAAUGCAAUAAACUUUUUUAUAAAAACAAAUUUAGAGUCAUCUGCAGCAACUCUAAGAAUCACGUCCUUAAUCAAGACAAGUACCUAAAGACAAUAAACCAUAAUUUUAUCAAAACAUGGACAAUUUUUUAAAUAAUUACUAUCAAAAAAGCAAUUUAAGCAGCUCAUAGUUAUAUUAAAAUAGUUUUAGCGUGAAAUCAAAGGUAAUUCCAAAAAGAAUUGAAUCCAAAAGUCAUGUCUUAAGUAAUACUCAAACUUCGUUUAAAUUGAAAUUAAAUUAAUAAGGACCCAAAUUUUCAGUUAUAAUCAAUUCUGGAUUGGUAGAAUCAGCUCCAAAUUCUCCAAAAAAUAAUGAAAAUUCAAAUAAAGGCAAAAUAACUCCUAAUGAUUCAAUGACAAAAAGCAAAGUUAAUUAGAACGAAUCUAAAUUAAGUGAUAUCAGAAGAAAAUCUACAGGUGAGAUAUCAGAAAAAACUUAAGUUUUAAGUUAGAAGAUAGAAGAACAAGUAAAUAGAGUGCAUUUUAAAUUUCUGUAUGUAAUUGGUAAAGGUGGAUUUGGAAGAGUUUGGAGAGUAGAAAUGAAAAGGAAUAAAAAAUUGUAUGCACUAAAAGAAAUGUCAAAGGCUAAAGUAAUCUAAAAAAGAAGUGUUAAUUCGGUUUUAAAUGAGAAAUACUUAUUAGAGCAUCUACAUCAUCCCUUUUUAGUUAAUAUGUGGUAUGCAUUUUAAGAUAGGGAAAAUCUGUUUUUGAUUAUUGAUUUAUUGACUGGAGGAGAUCUUAGAUUUCAUCUAGGAAAAAUGAGAAGAUUUAGUGAAGCUUAAACUAAAUUCUUCGUGGCUUGCAUAUUAUUGGCGUUAACUUAUUUGCAUUAAAAUGGGAUUAUCCAUAGAGAUUUGAAACCUGAAAACUUGGUAUUAGACGAGGAUGGAUAUAUGAGAUUAACAGAUUUAGGAAUAGCUAGAAUGAAUAAAGGAAAUAAUGCUGGAGAUACAUCAGGAACACCUGGAUAUAUGGCACCUGAGGUAAUGUGUAGAAUGGAUCAUUCAGUUGUGGUUGAUUAUUAUGCACUAGGUGUCAUAACAUAUGAAUUGAUGCUUGGAAGAAGACCUUACAAUGGUAGAACUAGAUAAGAUAUCAGAGAAUAAAUUCUAGCGAAAUAAGUUCAAGUUAAAAGGGAAGAGUUGCCGAUAGGUUGGAGUGAGAGUUCCCUUGAUUUUGUAAAUUAGUUAAUAUUGAGAAAGCCAGAAAGAAGACUUGGGAGUAACGGGAUUGAAGAGAUUUUGCAUCAUUCUUGGUUGAAAGGGUUUCCUUGGGAUGAUUUAUUAAAAAAGAAAGUUUAAGCUCUUUAUGUUCCAGGGGCUGUUGAUGAUAAUUUCGAUUUUCAGAAUUAAAUAUCAGAAGAGACUCAAUUGAAUGAAGAAUAGCUAAUGGAGAAUCAGGGACUAUUAAGGAGGGAUACUGUGUAAUCUUUGUUUGAUGGGUAUAGUUUUGAUGUUGAAUUAAAAAACAUUUAACAUUAAUAAACAUAAAAGAAUUACACUUAAAGGAAAUCACAACCUGUUUCUCCAGAGAAAAGAGGAUGA
Molecule: messenger RNA, 1917 nt
Organism: Paramecium tetraurelia
Lineage: Eukaryota; Ciliophora; Oligohymenophorea; Peniculida; Parameciidae
Exons: 6
Biological process (GO): intracellular signal transduction; peptidyl-serine phosphorylation
Molecular function (GO): ATP binding; protein serine/threonine kinase activity
Source: RefSeq, a predicted model, not a curated record